Scomber japonicus (chub mackerel) is the source of this 732-nucleotide messenger RNA. It is a transcript of the gene fgfbp2b, whose product is annotated as fibroblast growth factor binding protein 2b. The record is from RefSeq and is a predicted model, not a curated record. Gene Ontology annotation, molecular function: growth factor binding. Lineage: Eukaryota; Metazoa; Chordata; Actinopteri; Scombriformes; Scombridae. Bases 1 to 732 code for a protein of 243 amino acids. Gene Ontology annotation, biological process: cell-cell signaling. The transcript has a single exon.
AUGAGAGCCAGCGUAAGAGUGAUGCUGCUGCUCCUGGCAGCGACGGUUUGUGUGUCAAACGCUCAAAACAACAACAGCAGCAACGACAACAAACAGCAGCAGCAGCGCAGCAUCUGGGAUGAGCCAAUCCGCUUCAGCACCAAGACCAAGGACUCCUGCACCAUGGUGGUAUCUGGAGCUGGGGACUAUACUCGCCUGCGUGUCUCCUGCAAAGGUCCAAGCCAAGGCCAGAACCCAGGACGCUCCUACUACUGCGACUUCCAGGGCAAACCCAACCUGUGCCGUGCCUACAACCUCAACCCUCGCCACUUCUUCACCCAGAUGAUGUGGGACAUGAGAAAGCUGAGCCACGCCUGCCAGGGGCCCAGAAUCUACCGCCCACAGAUGUGUAAGAAAUACCCCGACGAGGCCCAGAUGACCUUCCUGGCUUCUUGGCCCAAGACCACCACCCCCAAACCCUCCAAGCCCGUCCAGGAGCCACGCAAACCUUCAGUGCCUUCCCAGUCCAAGCCUGUCACUACUCCUAAACCUGUCAAGCCUCAGCCACAGCCCGCCAAGCCCCAGCAGCCAAACAAGGGCACACAGAGCAAGAAAACUACCCCUAAGCCUGGGAAGACCACUACUCGUCCCACAGAGCAGCCUGACUCCAAAUCUUCCCGCAUGGCCUCAGAGUACUGCUGGAAGAGCUUCCACGGCAUCUGCAGCUACUUCAUCAGCUGGUUCCAAAACUGA